AUGAGAAGUUAUGCUUUUUUAACUCAACUCUUAUGGAUAGCUUAUCUGGUUAACACAGAAGAUGGUGGAUUUACGUGCCCAAAUGGCUGGUGGCUGAUACAGGAUAGGUGUUAUGCAUAUUGGAGCACUAUACUACCUUUGACAUACGAGGGAGGAAAGACCGAAUGCUCAAGUGUCGGAGCACAGCUUUACGUUCCAAACUCGGAGAGCGAGUUUGACGACGUAGCAGAGUACAUAUCGUCAGCGUACCCGUUGCUAAACUACAUCUGGAUUGGGUGUGACGAACAGGAUGUCGAUGGCGUGUUCGAGUGCGUGGAUGGUACUCAGUUAGAUAGCUCAAAUGAUUGGUGGCAAGAUGGCGAACCAGUCCCGGGUAAUAAUCAGAAAUGCAUCGACAUCAAAUUGAGCACGUUUGAACUUCUUGAUAGCACUUGUACUGAUUUGGACAUCAUCUUGUGUGAAGGUCCGGCGACAGCUCUACCAUCCUCGGCUAUUCCUACGACUGAAGGAGAAAGUUCAACUGAAGAAACAUCGAUGAUACCAACCAGUCUCCCACAACCUUCUAGCGGAGAGAUCACCGAUACAGUUACCUCAAUCGAAGCUACCAUCGACACCACUGCAUUGGUGUCGAGGGUAAUAGCUAGUGAGGUAACUACCACAGGUGUUACCGCUUCCACUGACAGUACCGCUACAACACCCACAACCGCCUACUCAGAUACUUCGAUCACAUCUGGCACCACAAGCGGCACCACAAGCAGCACCACAAGCAGCAUCAACAACAUCACUAACACCAUCGCCACCGUCACCACCACGACCAAUACCAACACCAACAUCACCACUGCCGCCGCCACCACAACCGCCGCCGCUACCUCUGGUAACCCCUCGAGACGAAGGUCGAUAAUGUUCUUCCUUGCAGAGAAUGACAACGAUAACCACCUUUCUGGAUACUGCCUUUCAGGUCACACCUUGAAGAAGCAUAUAGGGGUUAGUAGGAUCCAAUGCGCAGGGUUCUGUAUGGUACGGAACGACUGCCGGUCUUUCAACAAGCAAGACAAUCUCUGUAGCUUGAACAGUCGACAGAAAGAUGAAGUCAGUUCGUCCUAUUUUGUUUCGACUCCAGGUUGUCAAUAUUACGAAAAGGGAAGCGAUUGA
Lytechinus pictus (painted urchin) is the source of this 1152-nucleotide messenger RNA. RefSeq lists its product as uncharacterized. The record is from RefSeq and is a predicted model, not a curated record. NCBI's taxonomy places the organism in Eukaryota, Metazoa, Echinodermata, Echinoidea, Temnopleuroida, Toxopneustidae. The coding region runs from base 1 to 1152 and encodes 383 amino acids. The transcript is spliced from 4 exons.